GUUGCCGCCGCUGCUUCUGAAGCAGGAGGAGGAGGAGGACGAGGGGGCACCGCAGGAAGCGUCUGGGGUGGGCGGUGGACAUUAUUGAAAGACUAUGAUGUUCAAGAAGCAAACGACUUCCUGAAUCAGUGUGUCUGGGGGCCACGAUAGAUGCCGGUGGUGUUUGACCAGGAAUAUAUACAGCAGAGCGAGCAAGAAUGAUGCUUCCUGUCGUAGCUGAUGUCUAAAGUUCGCCUUGAUGAAUGCAGCGUUUGGAACCAUCCCUAUCAUACUCAGGCACCCGUCUGUCUACGGCCUUUCCCGGAUCACAAACAGCCUGUUCCUCAGUAAUGGAGAGGCCGCCAACAACAAACUCUUCCUCUACGCCAACCAGAUCACCACAGUUAUCAACGUUUCAGUGGAGGUGGUCAACACUUACUUCCCAGACAUUUACUACAUCCACGUCCCCAUAACAGACUGCCCCUCGUCCCGCCUUUUGGACUUCUUCGACCCCGUAGCCGAUAAGAUCCGCGCCGUGGAAUCAAACCAAGGCCGGACGCUAGUGCACUGCGCUGCGGGCGUCAGCCGAUCCGCCGCCCUGUGCAUCGCCUACCUGAUGAAGUACCACUCGAUGUCUCUGGCAAACGCCCACGCCUGGGUCAAGUGCUGCCGGCCCAUCGUCCGGCCCAACAAUGGCUUUUGGCAGCAGCUCAUCCAGUACGAGCAGAAACUCUUUGGGAAAACCAGCGUCAAGAUGGUCCAGUCCCCGCUGGGGGUGAUUCCUGACCUCUACGAAAACGAAGUCAGGGUCAUGAUAGCCUUGUGACAAUUACAGAACUCGCGCCCUCCGGGAGAAGGGGGCUCAGCGGAGCUUAACGAACCCCGACGCUAUCUUUACUAAGUGUGAAAUUUUGCCCAACUCUGUCCAGUGCAGAACCCUAUUGCCUGAUGAAGAAGAAGGGGGUGGGAUUGUCAAUAAGGGGAUGCUCUGUGUGUAUGCGUGUGCCUUUUUCUUUUCUAUACAUAAA
Molecule: messenger RNA, 1007 nt
Organism: Podarcis muralis (Common wall lizard)
Lineage: Eukaryota; Metazoa; Chordata; Lepidosauria; Squamata; Lacertidae
Gene: DUSP18
Product: dual specificity phosphatase 18
Biological process (GO): peptidyl-tyrosine dephosphorylation
Cellular component (GO): cytoplasm
Molecular function (GO): MAP kinase tyrosine/serine/threonine phosphatase activity; protein tyrosine phosphatase activity
Source: RefSeq, a predicted model, not a curated record